ACAUCAACAACAACAACAUCCAAAUCCGCGAUUCUUCCUUUUUUUUUUUUUCCUCCUGCUUCUUCUUCUUCUUUUCUCGGCGUGUUUAAAAUCUAACAUUAAGAGAGGAGCUUCUUUUCUCAUGCGAGGCACACUGCGAGGGUGAAACUCCACAUUUUUUUUUUCCUCUCCCCGACGCCCUCCUCGUGGUCCUGCCCUCAAGACUGUGAGCUGAGUUCUGAUUGGAGGAAUGGAGUGCCAGUCUGUCCUGCACCAGUGAUCAGGGUCCAGCCAGGAGACUCCAGUGGUGACAUCCUGUGGAGCCAGAGAUCAAAGUUUUUAAGUCAUGAUGCAAGAAUCUGGGACAGAGGCGACGAGCAACGGGCAAGCCAAUCAGAAUGGAGGAGCGAGCGUGGAGGGCGGGUCCAGGGAGGGGCGACCCAAGAGCGCCACGCCGUCGAUGGAGGUGACCGCGGCCGACUUCCUGCAUCUCCAGCAGCACCAGGCCCUCCAAAUGGCUCGGCAGAUCCUCCUCCAGCAGCAACAACAACAUCAACAACAACAACAACAGCAGCAGCAACAGCAGCAGCAGUCCCAGUCGCAGCAACUGCAGUCUCAACAAAACACUGGCCGCAAAUCCCCCAAAGCCAACGACAAGCAGCAGAGCCUACAGGUUCCAGUUUCAGUUGCUAUGAUGACACCUCAAGUGAUAACUCCACAGCAGAUGCAGCAAAUCCUUCAGCAGCAGGUCCUGAGCCCUCAGCAGCUCCAGGUUCUCCUCCAGCAGCAGCAGGCCCUCAUGUUACAGCAGCAGCAACUCCAAGAGUUCUACAAGAAGCAGCAGGAACAGCUCCACCUCCAGCUUUUACAGCAGCAGCAGCAGCAUGCAGGCAGCAAGCAGAGCAAAGAGCAGCAGGUGUCACCACAGCAGUUGGCCUUCCAGCAGCAGCUCCUGCAGGUCCAGCAGGUCCAGCAGCAGCAUCUGCUCAACCUUCAGAGGCAAGGGCUGCUCACGAUCCAGCCCGGACAGACCGGCCUGCCGCUGCACUCCCUCACUCAGGGCAUGAUUCCAGCAGAGCUGCAGCAACUGUGGAAGGAGGUGACGAACGCUCACGUGAAGGAGGAGCACAACAACCACCACCACAGCAGCAGCAACAACGGCCACCGGGGCCUCGACCUGUCCUCCCCGGCACCGCCAAAGAACCCACUCCUCAACCAGCACGCCUCCUCCAACGGGCAGUACAUGAGUCACAAGAGAGAAAUAUCCUCGCUAGAAGAUCAUUCCCACCACAGUCACCCUCUCUACGGUCACGGCGUUUGCAAGUGGCCUGGAUGCGAGGCGGUGUUUGACGACUUCCAUUCAUUCCUCAAGCAUCUUAACAAUGAGCACGCCCUGGAUGACAGGAGCACGGCCCAGUGUCGGGUGCAAAUGCAGGUCGUACAACAGCUGGAGCUGCAGCUAGCGAAAGACAAAGAGCGUCUGCAAGCUAUGAUGACGCACCUUCAUGUCAAGUCCACGGAGCCCAAAGCCACGCCACAGCCGCUCAACUUGGUGUCCAACGUCACAUUGUCCAAAUCGGCCCCCGAGGCCUCUCCUCCUCUGAGCCUGCCCCAGACCCCCACCACGCCCACGGCACCCCUCACACCGCUGUCCCAGACCCACUCCGUCAUCACAGCCAACAGCCUCCACAGCGUGGGCCCCAUGCGACGGCGCUACUCGGAAAAAUACAACAUGCCCAUCUCUCCAGUUUGUGCUUGUUCCCUGUGUGCAGAUCUCAGUCAGAACAAAGAGUUUUACAUGAAUGCAGAGGUUAGACCGCCGUUCACGUACGCCUCACUAAUAAGACAGGCGAUCCUCGAAUCUCCAGAAAAGCAGCUAACACUAAACGAAAUCUACAACUGGUUCACACGAAUGUUUGCAUAUUUUAGGCGCAACGCGGCGACGUGGAAGGGUGCCAUUCGCACCAACCUUUCCCUGCAUAAGUGCUUUGUGAGAGUAGAGGAUGAGUUUGGGUCCUUUUGGACCGUUGAUGAUGAGGAGUUUAAGCGCGGCCGCCACAUACAGCGGGGCCGUCCUCGGAAAUACGCCGCUGAUGAGAACUUUGACGAGCUGCUCGUACAAAGUCCAGCCUUAGUGAAGAACAUUCAGACCAGCUUGGGCUAUGGUCCGACCCUCUCUGCUGCCUUCCAGGCUUCAAUGGCAGAAAACAACAUACCUCUAUACACUACUGCUUCCAUUGGAAGUCCCACCCUCCACUCCCUGGCUAACGCCAUCCGCGAGGAGAUGAACGGAGCGAUGGACCAUGGAAACAGCAACGGCAGUGACAGCAGCCCGGGACGCUCGCCCCUGCCAGCUAUGCAUCACAUCAGCGUUAAGGAGGAACCGCUGGACCCCGAAGACCACGAAGGGCCCCUCUCCCUGGUAACGACUGCCAAUCACAGUCCGGAUUUCGAUCACCACAGAGAUUACGACGACGACCAGGGCCACGACGACAUGCUGUAAGGCUAGCGCCGCCCCCUCCCCCGGCCUUCAGAGGCAGAGGCAGUCUGGGUCAUCUCGGGGGGACACGAAACGCUCCCCAGAUAACGAACACUGAACUGCAAGUCUCAGCCACUGGUGACAGCUCUCAAAUGUCUCCCGAGUUUUUAGUGCCAUUACAAAUACAUAGCAAGAACACACACACACACACACACACACAUACACACACACACAUUCUGAUUACUUUUGAUUUAAGCUUAAAAAGUGAAACUUCAAUUUCUACUCAUGUGUGGACUUGUUUGGUACGGGGGGGGUGGCGACGUGUUCGCGGUCAGAGACCCCUCGCCGGCCGCCGCAGCCAGGACGGACUGCACUCAGCGGACUGCAGGAGGGUGUUGUGUCUCUCCCCCCCCCUCUCCGCUCUCUCUCAGACACACACACACGUGACCACAAACUCAAGAGAGAGAAUGACUUUAAUUUUGUGUGUGCGGAUGAAGCGAGCGCGGACUUCUGUUCAUUGUCACUGCCUUCAACACUUCUCAUUGGUUUCCAUCUCGGGUGGGAGGGAUGUUUUUAUUUGGGUGUAUUUUUUUUUUUGUUUCGUUGGGGGGGUGAGAGGUUAUCAAAAUAUCAACAUAAUGUGUCUUUUUUCCAUUCAAUGCUGUUAUCGAUGUUGCAUCUUUAUUGUUGUUUCUCUAAACUGAUCAGACCUCAUGCCCAUGCUGUGGAGAUUCUGUGUGGUCAGCACUUGAUGAUGAAUGUUUAUGAUUUCCUUUCAUGUUGUUCUUUUGAAAACACACACACAUGAAGCCGAAUGUCACACGCCGAGUAGUAUUUUUCUGUCAUUUAUUCCACAAUCUUCAAAAAGAAAAAAGUCACCACUCUGACGUGUAGCCCGCCCCUCCUCACCCUCCUCACCCUCCUCUUCCUCCCCCCUUCCCGCUCAUGAAGUCCAUUGGCAAUGCACUACUCGUAAUGAAGGCUCUCUCCACGCAUCAAUGAAGUUUAAUUUAAGAUGCGAAUGAAUGACAGAGAAAUCAUGCAGGUUAUGAUUUAUCCUUAUGAAAUUAUACUUUAAAACAGCCCCUCACGGCAGCAGCAUGUCGAGCCGCCGCAACACAAUUUCUGAUCACUUACAAGCUGUGGGUUUUUUAAAAAAAAAAGCAAAAUGAAAAUGUCAGGUGUGCACCGGAGAGAUAAUGAUUUAGACCAACUAAUUGUGAUUCCUGAACACAACUUGUCGUUGUUAAUCAAACGCGUCUGCUUUUUUUUCACGCUGCAAAUUUCAUCCAGUGGCUUGAAGAUAAACGUGCAUUCCCUGUAAGUUUUAUUUGUAUCACGCGCAUGACCAGUUUUUGAGUUUAUAAGUGAUCGUUUAAAAAAAAUUGCACACCGGAUGAAAUGCUCAUUUUGUUUUCAUUGAGGGUAGAAAUCCCACGACUUGCAAUAAGACCUAAACAUUGCACAUUCCAGCAUUCGACAGCCAUCGAAAAGGGCCCAAACAUACAGUAACAUGCCAUUUAGGGGAUGUGGAGACCUCCACGUUCACCCAAAAAAAGCCAAUAGUUGUAGUCCACAGCGUUGAACCGAGCGGAUCCACAUGUGGUUUUUGUGAUGCAGCGACAGCUUUGGUAGGGAGUCAAAUUUGACAUGAAUUUUCAAGACUGCAAUCAACCACUUUUAAUUUUGUAUUUAUUAUUAUUUUAUGUUUUAUUUUGCUUUUUUUUUUUUUAGUUGUUGAUGUGUUUUAAUAUUGUUCUGUGACUACCAAAGAUAAAGUCAAUGUUGUGUGUUCCAUGCAAUAGCAGAUAAGGCCAAAUAUCUCUCCUCCGUUCUCUCCCACUGGAUCAAUCUCGAGCCGGUGGCAGAUCGAAUCGAAGGGAAACGCUCCUCAAACUGGUGUUUUUCAUUCAUCUUUUAUUUUAUAAAAAACCAAAGGGGGUGUCUCGAACAGGACAGCUGCAGUAAUGUUUGCAGUGACCAAAACUGAAUGGGAGGCGCUGACAGUCUGACUAUACACGAUGACCAAAUUAGGGAAGCUUUUUUUUGUCUUUGGGCCAGUGAGCGGGGGGAAAAGGGAGCUUUCUGGUCAGGAGCAGAUUUGUGUGUAGAUUUAAAGUCGAUGAGGAAAAAUAUACUGGUAAAUGGAAAAAAGCUUUGCAGAGAACAAUGUGAAACGGAUUCUAUACUUCAACUGGACCACACGAUGAUUCAAUGUUUCUCUUCUUUUAUUCCUUAUUCAUUUGUAUCCUUUGAAAUGAUUGUAUGCCACUUUUUAGGGGUUUUAGCGUCUUUUUUGGCAAGACUUUAUGAUUGUGUUUAGUUUCUGUAUUACUUUUUAUAUUAAAAAACACUCCUGUCAACUAAUAAGCUGGGUACAAGGUACUUUAUGGCAGUUAUUGUUAUUAUUAUUUUAUUUUUUUUAAGUUCACCGCUCAUUAACUAAGAAAAAAAAAAGGAAAAAAGGGCAAUCUGUGGUUUCCAGAAGUUGUAUUUAAUAUCCAGGCAGCUGUGGGAUGGGUCAGUUCCAGCCAGGCUGGGAUCGUGAGAACGGGGCCGAGCUCAUCCACAAACCCCCCCAGUCAUCUGGCUGGUUUGUUUGGUAUUUGAAAACGGAGGAAAAAGCGCUGGUAGAUUAGAACAUUCUCAGCAUGUGUAGCUCGACAUUACUAAAGAUAACAGCAUGAGAAAACCGUUUUUGUACGCAUACCUCAGUUCAAACCUAUAGGGAAUGAUUCAAUUAAAUGAGAAAAAAAAUAAACAAACAUUUCACUCAGUUGCACUUAGUUGUAUGUCUUGCAUGUGUAGUCUGAUUACUGUAGAGAGAAAACUACAAAAAAAAAAGAAAAAAUGAAAUUAGAGCUUGUUUAUCUUUAAAGGUUUCUUUUCUUUUUUGCCAAACCAAUCCAAACCUCAGGCCUUUUUGUUCAUGGAAACAUCACCCAGCUGUGUGUGGCACCGUUCAUCCUGUCAAAGUCUCCGAUGGGUUUGUUUUAAGGGCGUUCCAAUAUUAGGUUGUACAUACAUGUCGGUAUAGCCUUUUGUCUUUUUCCUGUCUUUUUCUUCUCUGUCUUUUUUUUUUUUUUUAAGAUCAAAAAAUACAUUUGUGUUAUGAUGUUUGCUUUAUCGCGACUGCUUUGUAUUAACUAUGAAAUAGCUAUGAGAAAAAAAAAACUGCUGUAUGUAUUGGAAUAGCAAACUGUGCUGCAAAUGUAUUUUACUUAGUAAUCCUUGCUUUAAAAAAAGACAAAAAAAAUUCACAUCAUCCACGCAGACGUCUGGGUGAGCCGGGCAGGGGCAGGCCGGGGGGGGGGGAGAUUAUCCCCCAUUUUGGAUUUUAAACUGUAAUAUAGAAAACAGACUUUUUCUCUGUUAUCAUUGACCUAAGCAUUUUGUACAGAUUUUUUUCCCUCUUUGUGUUAAGCUGUUUUUUGAUACUUCCUUUUGAUGGUCCAACCACUGCCUUCUGUGGCUGUAUGUUAAAGAUUACUGCUCUGAGAAAAGGGCAGACAGGUAUAUUUCCUCUACAAGACGGAGAUAUCUUGCAUGACUAAUCCCAGGGUCACAGAGAUAGGGAAGGGGGAGGGGGAUAUGUUUUAAGUGGUCAGUAAUAAUAUAAGGGUGUAUCAAUCUAAUGAUAUUUUAUAUGAAAUGAAUAGGAAAAAGAAAAAAAUAUGCAGUGCCAAGAUGUAAAGAAUAUUGUUAAAUGCUGUUUUUUUGUUUUUGUUUGAAAAGUUCAUUUCAUUCGCGCAUCAAAGAUGUGUCCUUCUCAUCCAUGUCAUGUAGGUAAAACACACAUUUUGUUUGGCAUCAAGAUAUUUAUAUUUUUAUCUCAAGGGUCAUUGUAAAUGAGUCAAACCAAGCACAGCAGGCCAGGGUCAAAGGUUAGACGUUGCUGGAGACUCCUGCAAACGGCGGCCGUGUGGCAUCAGAUACCCCCCCAAACAUCACACACACUGGCACCCGAGCUAAAAAAUGCCAUUGUUUCAUCCAUCACCAACCAUCCAGCCUUGCUGUCAUUCCGUCCCCCUCGUUCUCCGUCUCUCGCACCACACUUUCUCCAGAUGGAGGGGGAGGGAGGGAGAGCGGAGCGGAGGGAGGGGGGGGCAGCCCAGGAGCUGUCACGGUGCUCUCAUCCUGCAGCAGCUUUUCUGUUUCUUCCUCUUUCUUUUUUCUUUGAAGAUGUACUCUGUAGUUUCUUUUUUCCUGAUUUUUUUUUUUUUUUUUUUUUUUUUUCAUAGAGAAAUAUUAUUGCUCAUCACUUCCAUCAGUCUGUAACCUCCUCAUCAUUCCUCGUCUGUCUGAUGCAGACCACUCUGUUGUAGUCAGUGGCGAUGACUGACGUGAGCAUUCUAAACAUGCAAUAAAAUGCUGGUUGUUCAGAU
Sebastes umbrosus (honeycomb rockfish) is the source of this 6843-nucleotide messenger RNA. RefSeq names its product forkhead box P1b (gene foxp1b). Gene Ontology annotation, cellular component: nucleus. The transcript has 19 exons. Gene Ontology annotation, biological process: regulation of transcription by RNA polymerase II. Gene Ontology annotation, molecular function: DNA-binding transcription repressor activity, RNA polymerase II-specific; RNA polymerase II cis-regulatory region sequence-specific DNA binding. NCBI's taxonomy places the organism in Eukaryota, Metazoa, Chordata, Actinopteri, Perciformes, Sebastidae. The record is from RefSeq and is a predicted model, not a curated record. The coding region runs from base 326 to 2482 and encodes 718 amino acids.